Eutrema salsugineum is the source of this 891-nucleotide messenger RNA. RefSeq lists its product as uncharacterized. NCBI's taxonomy places the organism in Eukaryota, Viridiplantae, Streptophyta, Magnoliopsida, Brassicales, Brassicaceae. The record is from RefSeq and is a predicted model, not a curated record. The transcript has a single exon. Bases 1 to 891 code for a protein of 296 amino acids. Gene Ontology annotation, molecular function: nucleic acid binding; zinc ion binding.
AUGGGAGACGAUGCGAUAAUUCCUGCAGCAACGACAAGCAAAACAAAAGAAAGUGUACCUUCUACCGUGACCUGUCCCAUGCUUAAUGCCACGAAUUAUACAGUCUGGUCGAUGCGAAUGAGAGUCGCACUCAGAGUGCAUAAAGCAUGGGAGGUUAUCGAACCAGGAACGAAGGAUGGAGACAAAGACGACUUAGCAAAAGCUUUGUUGUUCCAGUCUAUUCCCGAUGCACUAACCCUGCAAAUAGGACAUCUUGAAACCGCAAAAGAAGUAUGGGACGCUAUAAAAACUAGACAUCUAGGAGCUGAGCGAGUGAAAGAGGCAAGGUUACAGACCUUAAAGGCAGAAUUUGACAGGAUUAAGAUGAAAGAGACAGAUACUAUCGAUGAUCUUGUUGGAAAGUUAUCAGAACUUUCAAAAAAAUCAGCUGCUCUAGGAGAGAAUAUAGACGAGCCUAAACUGGUCAAGAAGUUCCUGUCAAGUUUACCAAGAAGUAGAUACAUUCAUAUCAUCGCAGCACUAGAACAAGUUCUAGAUCUCAAGACUACAACCUUUGAAGAUAUAGUAGGGCGCUUGAAAGCAUAUGAAGAGAGAAUUUGUGGUGAGGAAGAGCAGACCGAGCAGGGGAAGCUCAUGUAUGCCAAUACAGAUACACAAAGUUCUCAAGGAAAUCAAGGAUACGGUAGAGGAAGAGGUCAAGGUGGACGCUCUUACGGACGCGGAAGAGGCCGUGGCCGAAACGGGAACUACAACAACCAACAGAGGGACAUAUCCAAAGUCGUAUGCUAUAGAUGUGACAAGACUGGUCACUAUGCAUCUGUUUGUCCUGAUAGAUUACUGAAGUUACAAGAAACUCAUGAGGAAGAGAGCGAUGACACACAUGAGGCUUAA